This is a messenger RNA of Solanum lycopersicum (tomato), 2224 nucleotides long. RefSeq names its product O-fucosyltransferase family protein. The record is from RefSeq and is marked validated. Lineage: Eukaryota; Viridiplantae; Streptophyta; Magnoliopsida; Solanales; Solanaceae.
AAUAAGGUAAGUCAAGAGAUCACCGAUCUGGAAACUCAGCACUCUUUUACACACUGACUGAUAAUAUAGCCGUUGCCGGAGCCGAAAUUCUAGAAAAUUCUCACUUACCCCGUCAACGUUAACUACUCGCCGGAGUACGGUGAAGCAAACUGGCGUUCAGUCCGAAGCGAGCAAUGGCGGAGCUACGCCACUCAAGCUCGAUCGGAAACCGAGUUACAGCGUCACCUAGGAAGCGAGACGACGUCACCGCUUCCUCAUCUCCUUUGGUUCCUGACAGUGCUCCUAACGUUGAUGAUGACGAUGAUGAUUAUCGUGGUCGGUAUCCUCGAGAUCGGUUUCGUUCAUUCCUCUCUUCGCAUCUUCAACCUAUUUUCCCUUUCUUCUUCCCUGAUGAAUCGAGGUCUCACCCUCACAAGUUCAAGAUCUCGCUAUUUCUGCUUGUUGUUCUCAUACUUUCACUAGUUGUCCUGAUUUCGUCCGUCGUACAUCGUUUGAAUGCUCCAUAUUUGUGCAAAAAGGAUGGUAUAACUCUUCAGUGUCCACCGGUGAAAGAACCUUCUUCCUUGUGGGAGAAUCCUUAUUCAUCAACAACCUCGUGGAAGCCUUGUGCGGAGCGACGUGAGGGACUGAUGUCAGAUAUUCCGCCUGAGAACUCCACAAACGGUUAUAUAUUCAUACAUGCUGAGGGUGGCUUAAACCAGCAAAGGAUCGCUAUAUGCAAUGCUGUUGCAGUGGCCAAAAUUAUGAAUGCCACCCUUAUUUUGCCAGUAUUAAAGCAAGACCAGAUAUGGAAAGACCAAACGAAAUUGGAGGACAUAUUUGAUGUAGACCAUUUUAUUAACUACCUAAAGGAUGAUGUGCGAAUUGUUCGCGAUAUCCCAGAGUGGUUUACUGAUAAAGCUGAGCUCUUCUCAAGCAUAAGGCGUACAGUCAAGAACAUUCCCAAGUACGCUUCAGCAGAGUUCUACAUAGAUAAUGUUUUGCCACGGGUCAAGGAGAAGAAGAUAAUGUCACUAAAACCUUUUGUCGACCGACUUGGGUAUGAUAAUGUUCCUCCAGAGAUAAACAAGCUGAGGUGCAGGGUCAACUAUCAUGCUCUGAAGUUUCUUCCCGAGAUUGAGCAGAUGGCUGAUCAACUCGUUUCAAGGAUGAGAAACCGCACUGGUAGUUCAAAUCCUUUCAUGGCUCUUCACUUGAGAUUUGAGAAAGGAAUGGUGGGUCUAUCAUUCUGUGAUUUUGUUGGAACAAGGUCAGAGAAAGAUCUCAUGGCUGCAUACCGAAAGAAAGAAUGGCCUCGGCGGUUUAAGGAUGGUUCCCAUUUGUGGGCAUUGGCGCUGCAAAAGCGUAAGGAAGGACGAUGCCCUCUUGAGCCUGGUGAAGUAGCCGUGCUGCUUCGAGCCAUGGGUUAUCCUAAAGAAACUCAAAUAUAUGUUGCUUCUGGACAGGUCUAUGGUGGACAAAACCGCAUGGCACCGCUGAGGAACAUGUUCCCAAAUCUGGUUACAAAAGAGGAACUAGCUACAAAACCAGAAUUGGAUGGCUUCAGAAAGCAUGUGACAAGCUUGGCAGCCCUCGACUUCCUAGUCUGUUUGAAGUCUGAUGUAUUUGUGAUGACACACGGAGGGAACUUCGCCAAACUGAUAAUAGGACAUCGUAGGUACAUGGGUCAUCGUCUAAAAUCCAUUAAGCCGGACAAGGGUCUGAUGUCCAAAUCCCUAGGAGAUCCAUAUAUGGGGUGGGCUUCCUUUGUGGAAGACGUUGUCAUAACCCAUCAGACUAGAACUGGUUUACCUGAAGAAACGUUUCCAAAUUAUGAUCUUUGGGAGAAUCCUUUAACAAAUUGCAUGUGUAAAGCCUGAAUUGACAAAUCUUUAUUGUGAAGAUAAGCCCUUUAAGUUGGUGCAUCUUUCUAGAGUGCUGCACAGGGAAUCGCGAAACUAACAGAGCCAGAAUUACAAUGCAAUUUACACAUGGGGAUCCCAGAAUGGAUAGAAUGUUGUAGUCCCUGAAAAUUAUUAACAGAGGAGUUCAGCAAACUGGCUAUUAGGAGUGGGCUCUCUCUAUAGCUGCCGCCCUGUAUUGCCACAUCUGUGUUUAUGAUCUACUUACGUUGGGCGCGGACACCAAUACAGUUUUGUAUUCUGAUUUAUUCUCAAUUGUUUCAUGAUAUAAUGUAUAUUAUUUGCAGUAAUAGAAAAAGCUUCCUUCAUUUCAUUUGAACACA